AUGUCUUGCAGCCAGAAGAAGAAGGCUAAGAGCCUGAAAAAGAAGGCAGCACCCCACUUCACCCACCAGGCCUUCAUCAGUGGGGUGCAGGUGCACAGGCAAAUGCUUUAUCCCAGGGAUGGCUGCAGGAAACGCAGCUGCCUCACCUCUCUGGCCUGGGAAGCCAUCGCAGAGCAGGACAAGCUUGCACACAAGGAGAGGUCCAAGACCAGGGAUGGAAUGCCGGAACUCAAAGUCCUCAAUGGCUUCAAGGACAGAGCCAUCAAAUUGGAUGUGGACUGUACCUGCAGCGACGCCUUGGCUUCCUUGAACUCAAUGCCCUCAUUGCCUUCAAUGUCCUUCUCAUCAAAGGAGGCGUGCAGAUCCUCCUUGUCGGCAUCUGGCACUUUGCAGCACCAGAUUGUGCAGCGCUUAACAAGCCACGAUGAUCCAUUCCAACUUAAUGGUUUCUACUGCCUACAGGCAAUGAAGUUUGCCAUUGAGGAGAUCAAUAACUCAAGCACUCUCCUACCAGGCGUGACUCUGGGAUACAACAUCCAGGACACCUGUCUCAAGUCCUCGGUUGCGAUGCAGUCAGCCAUUUCCUUCUUGACCCCAAAGAACGGAAACAGAUUUGAAAUGAAGUGUGAUUACACGGACCAUAGCACACGAGUGCUAGCCGUCCUUGGUCCCUCUACCUCUGAGCUCUCCAGGGUGAUCACUCAACUCUUCAGUUUCCUUCUCGUUCCACAGAUUAGUUAUGCUGCUUCAAGCAAUUUAUUUAAUGAUAGGAUGAAUUUUCCAUCAUUUUACCGGACGGCUCCUGCAGAUGAAGUCCAGGCAGCAGCCAUGAUCUCAAUUGUGGAGACAUUUCAAUGGAACUGGAUGGCAGUGAUUGGGACAGACGACAUGUAUGGCCGCAAGGGAAUAGAACACAUUACACAACACGCCUCAAAAUCUGGCAUUUGCAUUGCCUACGAGGAACUGAUUCCCUUGAACCUACCACAUUCCAAACUUCAGAGGAAAAUGGAAUCAGUAAUCAAGAACAUUGUCUAUUCACGAGUUAAUGUCACGGCUGUGUUUGCUGAUGAGGGUAGUGCCAAGACAUUAAUGAUGAUAAUCCUCAAGCACAACGUGACAGGUAAAGUUUGGAUUGCCAGUGAGGCCUGGGUCAUCUCUAAAAUAGUCGCCAAGUCCCCAAACAUCUCAAGCAUUGGGACUAUUCUGGGUGUGGCCUUUAAAAGUGGCCAUAUCCCUGGGUUUGAGUACUACAUAUCUGCUGCACUGGCCUUCAACCACCUGCUCAAUCUGAAUUCUCAAAAAUGUGGGAGUGAUGAGAAAUUUCUGGGAGAGGAAAAGCAUAAGGAACAUCCAACACAAUCUGUUGAUGGAGGUGCUGUGACCGUUGAUGAAGACCGGCAGCGCAUUUCAUUUAAUGUUUACUCUGCAGUCUACACUGUUAGUCAUGCACUCCACCGCCUGCUCCGCUGUGACUUAGGAACCUGCACUAAGAGCACCGUUUACCCUUGGCAGCUCCUCAAAGAAAUUCCACAAGUUAACUUCACUCUCCACAGCAGAACCAUUUUCUUCGACAAAAAUGGAAACCCACCCACAGGAUACGAUAUUAUUAACUGGCAAUGGAAAAGCGGGAAUUCAACUCCUGAGUUCAAACUGAUAGGAGAAUACAGAGCGCAGGACAAGAAGCUUCUAAUUAAUGCAUCCCUGAUCAACUGGAACACUCUGCAGAACGAGACUCCAGGCUCCAACUGCUCAACUUCCUGUGGACCUGGACAGAUAAAGUUGGUUAAAGGAUAUCAUUCCUGCUGCUACAAGUGUGCAGAUUGUCCAGCAGGAACAUUUCAGAGUGGUGACAACCAGUGCGUGCCCUGUCUGAAGAAUGAAUGGUCAUUGCUGAAGAGUGUUAAAUGCCAGAAGAAAACAAUCGAGUUCCUGCAAUGGACAGACACAGUGGCUAUCCUGGUGGCCUCACUGGCUGCCCUGAGUCUCCUCAUCAUAGUGGCAAUAACCGGAAUUUUCAUCAUUAAUUUGAAUACCCCUAUGGUCCAGUUGGCUGGAGGGACAACCUGCCUGGUGAUGUUGGUUUCCAUGGCCGUCUCCUGCUGCAGCCUUUACUGCUUCAUUGAGGAGCCAAACUGGUUGCUCUGUACCAUCAGGCAGCCCAUUUUCUCAAUUGGUCUGACGGGCUGUCUAUCAGCCAUGCUUGUAAAGUCCUUGCAAGUAAGUGGCCUGUUCAGAGUGACUGGCUGCAUCCCACAAUGGUGGCCUGAGUUCAUGAGGCACAAUGACAGGCAUCUGAUGGUCUGUUCACUCUUCCUCCUUCAGAUCGCUCUGUGUUCAGUCUGGCAGUUGACCUCCCCUCCCUCUGUUUUUGCAAACUACAACAUUUCUGUCACAGCAAUAGUCAUGGAGUGUGAUGAGGGCUCUGUGACUGGCUUUGGGCUGAUGCUGGUCUACAAUGGCUUGCUUGCUCUUGCUUGCUUCCUGUGCACAUUCAUGGUUCAAAGUUCAGCCAAGAACUACAACCUGGCCCGGCACAUCACCCUUGCUAUGCUUAUUUACCUCAUGGCCUGGGUUUUCUUCAUCCCAGCCUACACCACUGCCAAGGGCAAGUUUGUCUCCUCUAUACAAUUGUUCACAGGUCUCGUGAGCAUGUAUGGCAUCAUUGCUGCCUACUUUCUGCCCAAAUGCUACAUUAUCCUCCUUAAACCAGAGUUCAACAGCCUAUCUUACUGUCAAAGUCCGAUGGACAAUCCUCCACCCAACUCCGAAUCCCAGUGA
Carcharodon carcharias (great white shark) is the source of this 2778-nucleotide messenger RNA. Its product is annotated as taste receptor type 1 member 1-like. Gene Ontology annotation, biological process: G protein-coupled receptor signaling pathway. Bases 1 to 2778 code for a protein of 925 amino acids. Gene Ontology annotation, cellular component: membrane. The transcript has 8 exons. Gene Ontology annotation, molecular function: G protein-coupled receptor activity. Lineage: Eukaryota; Metazoa; Chordata; Chondrichthyes; Lamniformes; Lamnidae. The record is from RefSeq and is a predicted model, not a curated record.